Molecule: messenger RNA, 573 nt
Organism: Brassica rapa (field mustard)
Lineage: Eukaryota; Viridiplantae; Streptophyta; Magnoliopsida; Brassicales; Brassicaceae
Source: RefSeq, a predicted model, not a curated record
AUGGAAGCCAGCCACAUACUACUGGGAAGGCCUUGGCAGUUUGAUAGGCGUGUCAUCCAUGAUGGCUUCACCAACAAACAUUCUUUUGAGUUCAACGGCAAGCGAACUGUCUUGGUACCUCUAACUCCUAAAGAAGUGCAUGAAGAUCAGCUUCAGCUUCAGAAAAAGAAAGAGAUUGAUCUCAAACCAGAUAAGCAACACAACUUCUAUGCUAAAGCUAGUGAAAUCAAAAGAUCUCUUUAUUCUCAUCAAUCAGUUCUCUUAUUUAUUUUUAAAGAAUCUCUUUUGUCUCUAACUGAUUGUAUACCGGUGUAUCCGAGUGAGAUGUCAGCUCUUUUACAGGAAUACCAGGAUGUAUUUCCAGAAGAUAAUCCCAUAGGUUUGCCACCUAUUCGAGGGAUUGAGCAUCAGAUUGAUUUUGUACCAGGAGCUACUCUUCCCAACAGACCAGCAUAUAGAACUAAUCCUGUGGAAACUAAGGAGCUACAAAGACAGGUUGAGGAACUGAUGGAGAAAGGCCACAUCCGUGAGAGUAUGAGCCCCUGUGCUGUGCCUGUGCUCCUUAUGGAGUAA